Messenger RNA from Aureobasidium pullulans EXF-150, 990 nucleotides. Its product is annotated as aldolase. NCBI's taxonomy places the organism in Eukaryota, Fungi, Ascomycota, Dothideomycetes, Dothideales, Saccotheciaceae. The transcript has a single exon. The record is from RefSeq and is a predicted model, not a curated record. Bases 1 to 990 code for a protein of 329 amino acids. Gene Ontology annotation, molecular function: 4-hydroxy-tetrahydrodipicolinate synthase activity.
AUGGGCGCUUCAGCACCUCAGACCACGCCCAAGUCUCAUGUCCCAGCUGCAGGAGUUUGGUGUCCUGCCAUCACCUUUUUCAGCCAUGCCGACGAUACCAUCGAUUUUGAUGCACAGACCAAGUAUUUCAGCUACCUUGCAAAGACUGGCCUUGCUGGCUUGGUAAUUCUGGGCACCAACUCUGAGGCAUUUCUUCUUACACGCGAGGAACGUUAUCAAUUGAUAUCGACCGCUCGCGCUGCUGCCGGUCCGGAUUUCCCUUUGAUGGCGGGUAUCGGAUCUCACAGCACCAAGCAAUCGCUCGAGUUUGCUCACGAUGCUGCAAAUGCCGGUGCCGACUAUGUCCUAGUACUACCUCCGGCGUACUUUGGAAAAGCAACCAGCAUGAACGUAGUCAAACGUUUCUUCUCAACCAUGGCUGCCGAAUCACCUCUGCCUGUUGUCCUUUACAACUUUCCUGGAGUCGCAAAUGGUGUCGACUUGGACUCUGAAACCAUGACGGCCAUUGUCAAGGAGUCUGCUGAACAAAGUGGCGGCAGAUCUAACGUGGUUGGUGUGAAGCUCACAUGUGCUUCUGUUGGCAAGAUCUCGCGUCUUGCAGGUACAUUCUCUCCAUCAGAAUUCGCCAUCUAUGGUGGUCAAUCCGACUUCUUGAUCGGUGGGUUGGCAUCAGGAAGCGCUGGCUGCAUCGCUGCCUUCGCAAACGUUUUCCCCAAGGUUACAGUAAGGAUCUUCGAGCUGUACGGGGAAGGACGCUUUGAAGAGGCGACCAAGCUGCAACAAAAGGCUGCUCUUGCAGAAUCACCAUGUAAAGGUGGUAUUGCAUCGACCAAGUAUGCUGUGGCUAUGUAUUCGGCACGUUUGGCGAAGAUUGACAAUGCGGAAGAGAAAUUGGCACCCAGACACCCUUACGAGCCUGUGCCAAAACCAGCAAUGGAAGCCGUCAAGAAGGUUAUGGCUGAAGUUUCCAAGAUCGAAGAGAGUCUUUAA